AGACCGAAGUGGGUCAGAGCGAAGGCUGCGUGCUGCGCUCGGUACCGUUUAGUAGCGCCGUUUGGACCGUUUAUUGCUGUGAAAACGUUACGGUUUUGUAGUCCGGUCGCUCGGAGUGUCGCGUUCGCAGCUUUCUUUUUCCUAUUGUGUGCUGAGCGGGAACCAGCUCGGCUCCAGAGCCCGCGCGGAGCGGCUUCGAGGCGAGAAAUAAAGAAGACUGUGAUUGUGUUUGUUUCGGGAGAGAGACUCACUCCGCGAGUCCGUGACCACAGACACCAUUUUAAAGCGACGGACCCCUGAACGUCUUAAAGGAGCGCGACGAGGAGGAUAUGUGGAGAUGAACUCCUUAGCUAGACUCGUUUGCAUAACCGGCCCGCGACCGUCUGUUAGGAGAAGACGUUGACCGGCGGUCGUUCGGACGGUUUCAGUGAAAAAAAAAAGGAGCAAAGUCCUGCUGACAUAGAGGAGUGUGUAUGAACUGUGGACCCAGAGGACGUGAGAACAUCUGAUGGAGUUUUGUCUGUGUAUACCAGACCUCAAACCAUUCUCAACGGAACUCUGCUGCCCCUGAGAACCCUCUGGAUCUCUUGAGCCCUAAAGCCAUGGCGUUUGUCUACCAAGGCUCCUACAAGGCAGCUAUGCUGCUGCUUGCGGCUUUGCUCUUCCUCCAGGCCAGUGGUCCUGCCUUGGGCUCCAAUGGGAAGACAUGUUACUCUAGACAGCAUCGAGAUGCCAUUGUGAAUGUACGCAUAGCCGUGGAACAUAAUGGGGCCAUAACGAGUUCUAGGGUGAAACAGGCAGAGAAAGAUUGUAUCCUGGCCUGCUGUUCAGAAGAGGUGGAGCCAGGUAUAAAGUGUAACAUGGUUGUAUAUAAGCCUUCAAGCCAAGCCGGCAUUGACAACUGCUACCUGUUUCAUUGUGAGACUGAGCAAGACUGCCCAUUGGUGCCUGCCAAGUCUGGGAUCAACACUUACGAUAUUUCUAAAGAUGUGAUUCAUCCUACUGCAAAAGGAAACGGGAGGACGACUGUCAUGCCCAUUAUUCGUGCCACUCCUGUAAAACAGGCAAUUGCUACUCAGACCCCCUCAACGACCAUAAGACCAACAACAACCACAACACCUAGAAUCAUGCAGCCAUCUACAACAACCACAACCCAGCCAACUACAACUACAAGCACUACACAAUCCACCACAACCACAACCUUACCCACAUCCACCACCACUCAAGCUACAACUACGUCAACUACCACCACCAAACACCCACCAACUGAACCUGCCAUUGUCCUGGUUACAAUGCCAGUUGUAACCAUGCCUAGUAGCCCUCCUACCACCACCACAACAACUACUACAACAACAACACAGCUCACCAGUACAACCACAAAGGUAGCUUCCACAACAUCACCAACCACUACCACUACAACUACACGACCACCCCAACCACCAAAGCCACCACAACCACCUGCAAAACCAAUCCGGCCUCCCAAAAAGCCCCUUAAACCACAAAAAAGACCAGAACCCCAAGCUGGGAAAUCCAGCAAAGUUCCCACCACCAAACCAACCACCACCACAACCACAACUCAGAAACCAACAACCACUCGACCUACUACUACUCCAACUACUACUACUACUACUACCACUACUACUCCAACUACCACUACUACUACUACAACCACCACUACUACAAGUACAACCACCAGUACUACAACUACAUCCACAGCUACCACUGAAAGGACAACUAUAGUGGUUGUAGAGAUGGAGAAUGAUCUAAAGGAUGAGACGUCAGGGCCUGAUACUCUGUUGCCUCCAGCUGUGGGCUCUGGCCUGGAUAAGGCUAAGGGGUCGCGAAUGACGUGGAGGAACAGUCUGGUGGCCAUAGUGGUGGUCACGCUGAUAUGCCUCACUUUGGUCCUGGCCAUCGUGGGCCGCAAAGCCAUGGAAUCCUUUGACAGGAGACACUACACGAGACUGGAGCUCAACGACCUGCACUAUGAAAUCUGAAGCCUGACCAAACUCUCUUACCCACCACAACUACUAACUGAAAGAAACAAAGAGACAAUCCUGCUGAAUUUUAAAAUGUAUUUUUUCUGUCCACUCACUGGAACAAAAAAUACUGUAUUUUGAUAUUUAGGGCAUUUUUUGGUUAAGAAAAUGAGAUUGUUCCCCCACGUGUCUACAUAAGGUUGUUAUAACUGUAAGAUACCAAUGGAGAGAUAACAACAAGAUGGGGACUGAGAAAGGACACAAGGUUUAGGGGGGAAUGAAUAGCAAUACAAUGAACUCAGGAAGCCUCAACAUUUAGAAUUAAGGACUAUCAAACUAAUGGACAUCCCUUGCUAUGGCAAGACAUUACUGAGGCCCAAUGCAGUGGUUGUUAACAUGUUCAUGGUGCAAAAACAGAGGCAAUCAACAUUUGAGCUGUGGUAGGACAGCUGCAUAACCACUGCUUUCAGAGGCUUCAGUUGUUCCAUCUUUUUUGCCUGUUUUGGUAAGACUGGUUUUAGUUCAGAUUGGAUUUGAAGUUCAAACAUACCAGGAUUGGUACUCCAGGAUUGGUACUGACUCCUGGUCAGAUUAUCAGAUUAAGCAUAUCUUCUCAAAGUUUUGGUUGUGAUAGUUUAACGUUUAAUUGGGUAACUGCAGAACAAUAAUAAAUAAAAAUCUCUGAGUAAACUAAAGGUUAGUAUCGUUCUUUGGAUAAACUAAAAGCACCUUUAUAACACACCCAUUCAGCACUGCUGUUCCCUCAAUGGAAAUGACUGCUUUUCAACCUGUACUUAUUGUAUGCUCUGUGUCUGGUCUCUUCGUUUCACUCUGUUGUACUGCUGUAUUUACAUUUAAUUGCACUGAUCCACAGGAAACUCACUUACCGAUGCAAAGUUCACCUUGUGGCGCACUUCUAGCUUGUGUCCUGCACACAUUUUGAAUGAACACUAAUUCUUAGAGGUACAUUACACUGGUUGUGCACUAUUUUCAUAUGAAGAUCUUUAUUAAUUAAUAGGUGUGUGUGCACGCCUGUGAGAGUGAGUGCUGGUAUCAGUCAAUGAGGUGGUCUAUGGCAGAGCAUUGUAACAAACGUGAUAAGCAAAUGUAAUGUUUUUUCUUGGAUGUACUGACAUGGUUGACCACAAGGUGGCAGCAAUCCCUCACCUCGGUUCCACACUCUAUUGGCAUGCAGCGCUGCCACCUCUUACUCAACACUACACUUUCAAGAAGCCAAAUUGGUUUAAGUUGCACAAACCUUUUCUUUUUUUCUCUUCAAUUGCUUUUCUAUUUUAUAUCAUUCUACGUUGAUGGUAAUGGUUUGGUCUUGUUUUUUGUGACUUGUUGCUUUUCCAAGGAUUUUGAUUAAUGUAAUUUUUUUCUCUUGCAAGAAAUAAAAUGUCUUUGAAUAA
This is a messenger RNA of Colossoma macropomum (tambaqui), 3391 nucleotides long. It is a transcript of the gene mansc1, whose product is annotated as MANSC domain containing 1. The transcript is spliced from 5 exons. The record is from RefSeq and is a predicted model, not a curated record. Lineage: Eukaryota; Metazoa; Chordata; Actinopteri; Characiformes; Serrasalmidae. The coding region runs from base 603 to 1997 and encodes 464 amino acids.